This is a messenger RNA of Physcomitrium patens, 1975 nucleotides long. The record is from RefSeq and is a predicted model, not a curated record. NCBI's taxonomy places the organism in Eukaryota, Viridiplantae, Streptophyta, Bryopsida, Funariales, Funariaceae.
CGAGGUAUUGAGAGGGAUUGCUGGGUUGUGAUCCCCAUGCUAGUGACAUUAGUGUCGGUUAAAGUGUCCUGCCCCUGACGUAAGGAAAUGAUGCCGAGCCUACAAGCGUGCAUUGAAUAUGCAAGAGUCCAAACUCAUGUUGCAUUGAUGUGAGGUGCAGCAAAAGCACGGCUGUAGUGUUCCCAACAGGCUGUCUUUGACAGGCCGCAGGGAUAUCAAGUUUGUAUGGUGCUUUCUUUUGCUUAUGUUUUUAUUUUUGUUUUUCUUAUUUAUCCUUGAAGCCACAGUUGUAUCUACGAGAACGUCGUGGAUGCUUAAUAUCGGAAGCUGAGACUAACGUUGCAGUUUCAUCUGCAGCUAUUACUCAUCGCCAUUCAGAGAUGGAGUAUUCACGAAGAUGCGCUGUAGUUUUUACCCUGACGGUGCUUCUCAUAGCAUCAGAAGCCAUGGCUCAGACAAAGAGACUGGCACCGGCCUAUUUCAUCUUCGGCGACUCGCUCUCAGACCCAGGCAACAACAACUACCUUCGCACACUGUCCAGGGCAGAUGCGCCGCCUAAUGGCAUUGACUUCCCCAAUGGGAAAGCCACCGGGAGAUACUGCAACGGUCGAACCGCCACCGAUAUCCUUGGGCAAUCGAUUGGCAUUCCGGAUUUCAUCCCUCCAUAUAUGGCUCCCGAAACUAAAGGACCGGCAAUUUUGAACGGGGUGAACUACGCUUCUGGAGCUGCUGGAAUUUUGCCCUCCUCCGGUUACCUCUUUGUAAGCCAGUCGAUCUCGCGAAUAUCACUGGAUCAGCAAUUACAAGACUUUGCCAACACCAAGACCCAAAUCGUUGCACAGAUUGGUGAGGAGGCAACCACUGAACUCCUCUCCAAGUCGCUCUUCUACUUCAAUCUCGGCUCCAACGACUUCCUGGACAAUUACUUCAUCCCUGGCUCCCCUUUCAGUAGGAACAUGACCGUCACCCAAUACACGGACAUGGUUCUUGACAAAUACAAAGGCCAGCUCUCACAAAUUUACAGCAUGGGAGGACGCAAAGUCGCUAUAGCAUCACUUGGUCCCAUCGGCUGCUGCCCCUUCCAGCUCACGUUGGCACUGAGGAGAAACGGCAUUUGCGACGAGAAAGCCAACGAGGAUGCAAUCUACUUCAACAAAGGUAUUCUGCGGAUUGUGGAUGAGCUCAAUGCCAAUCUUCCUGGCUCCGACUACAUCUACUUAGAUGUUUACAGGGCUGUAGGAGAGAUCAUAGCAUCACCACGCGACUAUGGUUUCACCGUGAAGGACAUCGGGUGCUGUGGAAGGGGACCGCAAUACAGGGGCCUCGUCCCCUGCUUGCCCAACAUGACCUUCUGCCCCAAUCGAUUUGACUACGUAUUCUGGGAUCCUUACCACCCCACUGAGAAGACCAACAUUUUGAUCUCGCAGAGAUUCUUUGGCUCUGGCUACACUUAUCCUAAAAACAUUCCGCAACUCCUGGGCGCUUAGCGAUUAUUCCUGCAACCAAAUUUUAGGGCGGUCAGAUAGACGACUAAGUCGACUGACUAACGAGCAAGGACAUGUCCAUGACCACGCUGAUUAGAAAAAGCUCCGGUCUCGGACGGAAUUAGGCAGCAAUUAAGAAUUCUUUUCAGAUUCAUUCAUUGUUUGUUUCUUACUUGUGAUCUCUACACCAUAAACAUGAUAUUUAAUCCCCGAAAAGCCUCCAGAUUCAAUUUAGUCUACAUUGUCAAUUUUCUGCUUCGUAACGUCUGGAAAUGGACUUCCAGAGUUUCGCUGUGAUUGGUUUCAGCUAGAGAGAGAGAGAGGGAGAGAGAGAGCUAUUGCGGCAGAAGGAACCUGGUUCCAGGGGCGUGACGCUGGAUCCUUGUGACGGUUCUGUCUCUUACUACGCAAGGCUGACUGAAAGGAUGAUGGAGACCAGGUAACAAAAAGGAGAAGGGAAAGUAUUUCUCCCCGAUUCGCAUGUUUAAUAC